Ictalurus punctatus (channel catfish) is the source of this 2496-nucleotide messenger RNA. RefSeq names its product 5-beta-cholestane-3-alpha,7-alpha-diol 12-alpha-hydroxylase. Bases 543 to 2081 code for a protein of 512 amino acids. NCBI's taxonomy places the organism in Eukaryota, Metazoa, Chordata, Actinopteri, Siluriformes, Ictaluridae. Gene Ontology annotation, molecular function: iron ion binding; heme binding; sterol 12-alpha-hydroxylase activity. The transcript has a single exon. The record is from RefSeq and is a predicted model, not a curated record.
GUUUCCAGUAAUUUACUGAUUCAUACACAUCCGGAAGUGCACAGGCAACAUGUUUGUCUUAUUUCCCCUGACUCCUGUUUUGAGGGAGUAAUUCUCCACGAUGUACAUUUCAUUAAUGUGCUGCAACAUGCCUCUGAUGAGUUUUCCUCAAAAAGAAAAAAAAAAAAAACCAAUUUCACAGUGAAACUGUAUAUUAAAAGACUAACAAUAAUGAGGUUUGAGAUUAAAAACACUGAUUUUCCGAGUAAUAAUUAUGAGAGCGGUUCAAACAGAUUGUCCCUACUGGUAGGUCAGAGAUUUCUCACUUGAAUGAAGAAAUGUGGAUUUGCACACACGAAAAAACCAGAACAUCUUGUUUUCAUACCUGAGAUGAUAUGAUAACACUGCACUGGAAUUCAAAAGUACAGUAGAGGGGCGGAGUCUGAACACAGAGUUUAAACAGAGAGAAGCUGGAGGAAGUGUUGAGAGUACACACACCACACAAAGAGAGAGAGAGAGAGAGAGAGAGAGAGAGAGAGAGAGAGAGAGAGAAAAGAAACAACAUGAGCUUUCUGCUGCAAAUUCUUCUUGCUUUGUUUAUCUCUCUGCUUGGGGGACUUUACCUCCUUGGAGCCUUUCGUCGUCGAAGGUCUGGAGAACCUCCUCUGGAUAAAGGUCCUCUACCAUGGCUGGGACACGUCCUGGAGUUCAGGAGGGACACUGCAAAGUUUCUAGAGAGGAUGAGAAAGAAGCAUGGGGAUAUUUUCACUGUGCAGCUGGGAGGGUUUUAUUUCACUUUCCUCACAGACCCACUGUCCUUCGGCUCGGUGGUUAAAGAGGCCCGGGCCAAACUGGACUUUAGCGAGUUCGCUAAGCACCUGGUCCAGCGUGUUUUUGGUUACCAUCCCUUAGAAGAUGACGACAAGCUCAUUCAGGCAUCCACCAACAAGCAUCUGAUGGGUGAUGGCCUGGUGGUGAUAUCACAAGCCCUGAUGAACAACCUACAGAACCUCAUGUUGCACAACAUUGGGCCUGGAAAUGAUGAUGACCGACCGUGGCAGGAGGAUGGGCUCUUCGCUUACUGCUAUAACAUCGUGUUUCGAGCCGGAUAUCUGGCGCUUUUUGGAAACGAAGUAGGCAAAACUGCAGGAAGCGUGGAUAAAGCAAAGGAAGUUGACCGAAAGGAGUCAAAUGAGCUCUUUUAUGAGUUCCGUAAAUAUGAUCAACUUUUCCCAAAGCUGGCCUACGGAGUUCUGGGACCUUCUGAGAAAAUGGAAGCAGAGAGACUGAAGAAGCUUUUCUGUAAAGUCCUCACUGUGGAGAAGGUGAACACCAAAGAGAACAUUAGCGGCUGGGUAUCUGAAUCACAGCAGAUGCGUGCCGAGCGUGGAAUGCAUGAGUCCAUGCUGGACAGAUACAUGUUCAUCCUCCUGUGGGCGUCGCAGGGUAACACAGGUCCUGCAUCAUUCUGGCUUCUUCUCUUCCUCAUGAAGCACCCAGAGGCCAUGAAAGCGGUGAAGAGCGAGGUCGAUGAGGUUCUGCAUGAAACCAGACAGGAAGUGAAGCGUGGUGGCCCGCUGAUUAACCUGACCCGAGACAUGCUUCUCAAAACCCCGGUUCUGGACAGUGCAGUGGAUGAGAGCCUGCGCAUGACGGCUGCUCCUGUGCUUACACGAGCCGUUCUGGAGGACAUGAGCCUGAAAAUGGACAACGGCCACGAAUACAAGAUCCGCAAAGGUGACCGUGUGUCCCUCUUCCCCUACACUGCUGUCCAGAUGGACCCAGAGGUGCACCCUGAUCCACUCACCUUCAAGUACAACCGCUUCCUCACACCCGACGGCAGAAAAAAGACAGAAUUCUACAAAGGAGGAAAGAAAGUGAAGUACUACAACAUGCCGUGGGGUGCCGGGGUCAGCAUGUGUCCCGGGAGGUUCUUCGCCAUCAACGAGCUCAAGCAGUUCGUCUUCCUCAUGCUCACAUAUUUUGACUUUGAGUUGAAGAACCCAGAUGAAGAGAUCCCAGACAUCGAUGUGAGGCGGUGGGGAUUCGGGAUGAUGCAGCCAACGCAGGACAUCCCAUUCAGAUACAGGCUCAGGUUUUAGACAAUGCAACUGUUCGUAUUAUUAACAUCUCGCAUUUUACCUUCAUGCUAGGUCAGUGUUUAUUACUAUUAUUAUUUUUAGUAUUAUUAAUAGCUUUGCUAAUCAUUCAUAUUCAUGUUUAAAGAAAGCCUCAGUUGUAAUAAUCUGUCUUUAUUGGUGAUCAAGAUGAAUGUAUAAAUAUUUUCCCAAGAUUAAACAAUUUCCUGCUUCAGACUGUAUACUGUAUAAAUAUUACAACGAGUUUUAUUUUGAUCUGUUCUACAGAAAGCACUUUAAGACUUGGCAUAAAUAAAAUAAUAUGAAGGAUGAAACAGAAAUAUUGACUUAUUUACUGCCUCAUGUGUGUGUAUAUGUCUCAGAAAGUUUCAGAAACUCGUUUCAGCAUCAGAUCCUCUGAAUAAACAGUUUCCUAUCA